Messenger RNA from Saccostrea cuccullata (small rock oyster), 980 nucleotides. Its product is annotated as trypsin-1-like. NCBI's taxonomy places the organism in Eukaryota, Metazoa, Mollusca, Bivalvia, Ostreida, Ostreidae. Gene Ontology annotation, biological process: proteolysis. The record is from RefSeq and is a predicted model, not a curated record. The transcript has 5 exons. The annotation marks the transcript as partial. Gene Ontology annotation, molecular function: serine-type endopeptidase activity.
AUUGCGGCCAGCAUCCAAACGAAUCACUGAUCAGAUCCAGACGAAGAAGAGACACGGCAGAAAGAACACCCGUAUUUUUGCCAAUAGUUUCAGGACACUCUGCGACCCAAGGAAUGUUCCCCUGGCAAGUGGGCAUUAGGAAAAUUCGUAAUGAAACAAAUACUAGACCACACUGUGGAGGAACUAUUCUCAGUUCAUUCUGGAUUCUUAGUGCUGCACAUUGUUUUGAAACAAGAGCUUUGAAAUCAGAGCUGUUGAUAAGAGUUGGUGACUGGAACAAUGAAGUAACAGAUUCAAACGAGGAGGAAUUUGAAAUCGAAGAAAUUUACAACCAUCCUGAAUACAUAAGAUACGAUGAUGGAAGUCUUCACAAUGACAUAGCUUUACUAAAAGUAAAACCUAAGCGUGACCAUGGCAUAACAAUGGGUUCACAUGUUCAGCCUGCCUGUCUGCCACCAGAAGAUACAGUGUACAGUGAAAACCUUGAUUGUUACAUAUCUGGAUGGGGCAGAACUAAAUAUGAAAUAUUUCCACAUCUUCUGAAAUAUGCACAAAUUCCUAUUGUAAACCAGACAACCUGCAAAAGACUUAUGGAAAUGAAAGGCUACAACAUAACGGACAGCACGUUUUGUGCAGGUUACAUUAAUGGAGGCUCUGAUACCUGUCAAGGGGACAGUGGUGGUCCUCUGGUCUGUAAAGUCAAUGGUAAAUACACUGUAUUGGGUGUAACUUCGUGGGGAUACGGCUGUGGGCGUCCAAAUUCCCCAGGGGUGUAUGCCAAUGUCAAAAGUCUUGUGCGGUGGAUCAGAGAGAAACAUGCUGCAUAUUAUUCAGUGAAUCUUCGGACUUCUUAAAAUCCAUUUUGCUAUAUUAGCACAGUUACCUCAGUGCACUAUUAGUUGACAUUCCUCAUCAUUUUUUCCAUAAUCUCAGGAAUAUGUGUCAAUUUUAAAAUUAAUAAAUGCACUUAAUGAAAAGUA